AUGCCGCCAAGCGAGACGUUUGGUAUUCCUGUAUACAAUUUGCAAGCGUUUGGCUUCAUAGUCUAGCCUGACCAUGCCAUAACUACACUACGAAGUGAAAAAUGAUGUUAAGCACACGUGGGAGGCUUGUUUACGAGGGCGCGUCGAGGGCGGCUAGCGAAUCGUCGCCGCGGGCCUGUGUGCGCUCCACCUGCAUCCCUUUAUGGACAUUACGUGUUUCCGACACUAGACUUGGCCUCCAGCAGCCUCGACAGACGAGGUUGCGGGUCUGCGCUGCGACAGGGCCCCCGCAACAGUCCUGGCGGACACAGCCCACCGCCACGCUUCCGCCACCACGGCUGGUGUCACAGCCGCAGCCAUCCGGCCCCCCGGCCCUGGUGUGGCUGGUGGGCUGGGUGCUUGCGGCCAUGCUGGGGUUCAACCUGCUGCGGGCCCUGGUGCUGAACUGGGUCAGGCAGCAGCCCCGCAGCCGCAUCAGCAGUGGCGCUGGCGCGGCCAACGACCUAAGCGGUGGUAGCGGCAGUAGCAGCAGUAGCUAUGGCCAGAAGAAGCAGCAGCAGCAGCAGCCACAGCUGCAACGGCCAGGGCACCAGCAGAGCGUGACAGUGGAUGUUGAGCUGGAGCCGCAGCCCGGGGCGGGCAGCUUGGGCCCUGCCGCCGCGGCUAUGGAGGGCCGGGCAAACGCUGAGAGGGUCACGUCGGGUGGCGGUGCGGGGCCGGGGCCCGGCAGUAGCAGCAGCAGCGCGUCGGCUGUAGCAGCGGCUGCCGCUGUGUCAACCGCUCCAGGUGGCCUGCGAGGGGAGGAGCAGAGCCAGCCGCCACUUGUGCAGAUGGCCAGCUAUCAGCUAAGAGAGCGGGGGCGGCAGGCCACAAGCAACUUGGGUCGAGUCGUCAUCUGCGCCGUGUUGGCGCCGCCAGCCGCUGCCGCUGCCGCUGCCGCUGUCGCCGGUGGCGGCGCGGGCGGCACUGCCGGCGGCGGCAUUGCGAGCACACCGGCUGGGUCUGAAGCCAGGACGGGGGAGGUGGCGGCAGCCGCGGCAGAAGGUGCACCGGCGGCUGCGGCAGCCUCGCCUGCGGGCGCUGCGGCGGGCGGCCAGGGGCCGGCGCCGUGGCGGAAUGCGGAUUGGCACUCACUGUACUGGAAGCCCCUGUUCGCCAAGUACGCCGCCGGGGCAGCAGGCGCAGCGGACGGCGGCGCCUCCUCCGCCGCCGCCUCCUCCGACGGCGACCGGGUCACGGGGCUGCUGGUACACUACGGCGACUGUGUGAUGCACGUGCUGGAGGGCGACAACAACCUGCUGUUCGCGCUGCUGCGGGAGCUGCGGCCCUCCGACGUGGCGGUGCACGGCCUGAGCGAGAUACGGGUGCCCUGCUACAUCCUGGACCUGCGGGAGCGCCUGUUCGAGGGCUGGGCCGCCGCCGCCGUGCCGCCGCCCAGCCCCCGAAGCCGCCUCACACGGGCCGCGCUGGAGAGCGCCAUUCGGGGGCAGGACACCGGCUUGCGCGGCCUUGGCGGCCUUGGCGGCGCCGGCGGCUUGCGGGGCUCAGGCGGCCUGGGGGCCGCGGCUGCUGGUGGUGUGGGCAUGGCGGCUGUGCUGGGCGGGGUGCAGCCCCCUGGGCAGCUGUUUGCGGAGGGCGGCGGCGGCUUUGGGGAGGAGGAGGAGGGAGGGCUGGGGCCGGAGGCGGACCCGGGGGCUGUGGCGGCGGCCGAGCAGGAGGCGGCGGCACGGCAGCUGGUGGGACGCAUCCAGCAGCUCGAGCUGUUCGUCAAGUUCGUGGGGCCCAAACUGUCCGCGCUGACGAGCCAGGCCACACGUGAGCAGGCGCUGUCCAACCUGGCCGAGUACGAGACCACCACACCGCCACGAGCCACCGUGGCCGCACUCGCAACCGACCCGCUGGCCCCCGCGCUGCCCGACUUCAUCGACACCUACGACGCCGACUACCGCCGCUACCUCUCCCUGCUGGCCCUGGUGGAGCAGCGCCGCGACGAGGCGGCGGCGCUGGCGGCGCCGGCAGCAGGCGGGCCGCGGGGCGGCGGCGGCGGCGACAAGGAGGCGGCGCGGGCUGUGCUGUCGGGGCUGGGCGGCCUGCUGACUGACAUCAAACACCUGGGCAGGUACUACAACGACCACCUGAACCGGGACCUGCGGGAAGCUCUGGCGGAGCGGGCUGAGGCGCGGCGCCAGUCUGGGUCGGACGAGGUGGCGAAGCGACUGGCUGGGGGCAUGAGGCUCAAGGUGCAGCAGUAGCAGGAGCUGGCGACGAGUGUGGGUGUGGAUGCAGUAGGUGGCUGGAGGCCGAAGAAGGUUGCUGCUCACAAGUAUUUUGGAGUUUGACCCAUUUCGGGCAGGGCUGUACCCCCGGGACUCUCGACGUUUUUU
Chlamydomonas reinhardtii is the source of this 2384-nucleotide messenger RNA. RefSeq lists its product as uncharacterized. The record is from RefSeq and is a predicted model, not a curated record. The transcript has 10 exons. The coding region runs from base 102 to 2252 and encodes 716 amino acids. NCBI's taxonomy places the organism in Eukaryota, Viridiplantae, Chlorophyta, Chlorophyceae, Chlamydomonadales, Chlamydomonadaceae.